AUGGCACCAAUUGUAAUGAUUAAAAAAGUUGGCGCAAAACAAAUGGUCGACAAUAAGAGUUUGCCAAAGACUAAGACCGUUUGGGGUCUGACUGUCGAAGAGAUCGAGUUCUGUGCCAUUGGUUUUAUGUUGUUGUCGUUUGUGGUUUUGAUCAUCGGUUUCCUGUAUGUACUGCUAAACAUCAGUCGCUAUAUGAAAGUAAUGGGCCGUUUAUCGCAGCUAUGGAUACCCAUACCGUUGUUUGUCUGGUCGUUCAUACCGUCCGGUGUCGGUAUUUACGGCAUAUGCUCUGAAAACCUGAUCCUAUUGAUGGUAUUCAUUGGACUCGACAUCAUCUCAUUGUCUCUCUAUCUGUGGAUUACCAUUGCUGUCGACUUUAUGAGAAUUGGUGCGACAAUAAUUUUCUUAGUACUGGCCAUACAAUUACUACUAUCGGUACUAUUUCUACAUAAUCUAUGGCUUCACAAACAAUUGUUUAAGAAAGUAUUAGACAAACUACCGAAACAACAGUCGGCCAAUGAUUUGAUUAUGGGAUCAAGUAUUGUGUUGGCAAACAUUGAAUCGGACAUCAAUAAUAAGGAUGAAACAAAAUUAACAAUAAUACCAUUGACACCAACCAAUCAAAACGAUAGUAUUGAUGAUAACCAGAAAAUUAGAAAAUCCAAUGACAAAGACAUGAAAGAUGGUAAUAGUGGUGAUAAUAAACCAUUGAUGAAAAUCAAUGAAACAAACAAAUAA
This is a messenger RNA of Oppia nitens, 738 nucleotides long. RefSeq lists its product as uncharacterized. The transcript has 2 exons. NCBI's taxonomy places the organism in Eukaryota, Metazoa, Arthropoda, Arachnida, Sarcoptiformes, Oppiidae. Bases 1 to 738 code for a protein of 245 amino acids. The record is from RefSeq and is a predicted model, not a curated record.